Molecule: messenger RNA, 1642 nt
Organism: Carlito syrichta (Philippine tarsier)
Lineage: Eukaryota; Metazoa; Chordata; Mammalia; Primates; Tarsiidae
Gene: RSAD1
Product: radical S-adenosyl methionine domain containing 1
Biological process (GO): porphyrin-containing compound biosynthetic process
Cellular component (GO): cytoplasm
Molecular function (GO): 4 iron, 4 sulfur cluster binding; coproporphyrinogen oxidase activity
Source: RefSeq, a predicted model, not a curated record
UACUGCCAGAAGCGCUGCAGUUAUUGCAGCUUCAACAAGUACAUCCCCCGCGGCGUGGAGGAGGCUGCCAUGCGGAAGUGCCUGGUGACCGAGGCGCAGACGCUGCUGCGGCUCGGCGGGGUGCGACGGGUGGAGUCUGUGUUCUUUGGUGGGGGGACCCCAGUGGCUGCUGUCCUGGAGGGGGUGGCACGGGCAGCCUACCUGCCUGCGGACUCCGAAGUCACAUUGGAAGCGAAUCCCACUUCUACCUCUGGCUCCAGGCUGGCGGAGUUCGGGGCCGCAGGAGUCAACAGGUUGUCCAUCGGUCUCCAGUCCCUGGACGACACCGAGCUCCGGCUACUGGGGCGGACGCACUCGGCCAGCGAGGCUCUGCGGAUGCUGGCGGAGGCCCGGCGCCUCUUUCCCGGGCGCGUGUCUGUGGACUUGAUGCUGGGGCUGCCGGCGCAGCAGGUGGAGCCGUGGCUUGGACAGCUGCGGGAACUGCUGCACCACUGUGACGACCACCUGUCCCUCUACCAGCUGUCCCUGGAGCGGGGCACCACGCUCUUCGCCCAGGUGCAGCGGGGUGCCCUCCCUGCGCCCGACCCGGAGCUCGCCGCUGAGAUGUACCAGCGGGGUCGGGCAGUCCUGCGGGAGGCUGGCUUCCGCCAGUACGAGGUCUCUAACUUCGCCCGGAAUGGGGCGCUCAGUACCCACAAUUGGACUUACUGGCAGUGUGGCCAGUACCUUGGCGUUGGGCCCGGGGCCCAUGGGCAAUUCAUGCUCCAGGGGGCCGGAGGCCACACCCGGGAGGCUCGCAUCCAGACCCUGGAGCCUGACAACUGGAUGAAGGAGGUGGUGCGAUUUGGUCACGGCACCCGGAAGCGCAUCCCCCUGGGCGAGUUGGAGCUGCUAGAGGAAGUUUUGGCCAUGGGACUACGCACUGAUGUGGGGAUCACUCACCAGCACUGGCAGGAGUUUGAGCCUCACCUGACCCUGUGGGACGUGUUUGGAGCGAGCAAGGAAGUGGAGGAGCUUCUGAAGCGGGGUCUCCUGCUGCUGGAUCACAGGGGUCUUCGGUGUUCCUGGGAGGGUCUGGCUGUGCUGGACUCUCUGUUGCUGACCCUCCUGCCUCGACUCCAGGAGGCCUGGCAGCAGAGAACCCACUCCCUUGUGCCAGGAGGAUGACCAGAUGUUUCUGUAUCCCUGGCUAAUGCCGGGUGGCCUCUGAGGACUGAGCCAGUACUGCAGUCAUCUCUUCUCCGCCAUCAGAUGCCGUCUCUGCUCCGUGUGUCUGUUGCCUGGCCAGGGCCUCCUCAGAGAAAUGGCUCCAGUGAGGUGGAUGGGAGGACAUUUCUGGUCCGGGAACUGGCACCCUCUUCAGCAUCUCAGGACUCAUAGACCAACAUGUGUUUAGUGGCUGGGAGUUACUCAUCACCCACGUCAGCUUCUGUUUGCCUUUUUGGUACCAAAUAAUGAACAGUGUUUGGAAAUCUUUCUUCAGGGAAUUACCUCCCCAUGAGAACCCUUCCUCCCUCUGGUGCGAGAUCCAGAGGCAACUGUAUGAGGCAGGAAUACCACGUUCCCUCUGGGUAUUAUAAGCAGGAAGGGAUUUAAUAUAGGAAUCAGGUACUUAUAAAACCAUUGAAAGGGGUGGAGAAAU